CGAAAGAUCAAGAAGAAGCAAGGUGAUCAGGAGCAAGUCAUCGAAGUUAAGACAGUCGAAGAAGAAGGCAAAGAACCUGAAACAAUAGUGACUGUUGAAGAAAUUCAACCGACAGAUGAAGAAAAACCAAAGAAGAAAAAAGUCAUCAAAAAGGUUAAGGAUGACGACUACAUUCAGCAAUUGAUCGACCAAGAUAUUCCAAAGACGGAAUUGGAGGAAUUCGAGAAACCUGAAUUCCAAGAAAUUAAAAAGAAACCAAAGAAGAAGAAAUCACUUGUUCCAAGUGACGAAACACCAAUUGAUCUUGUAAUUGAAGAGCUGCCCGAGGAAAGAGUAACGAUUCAAAUCCCAACUGAUACUGGUGAGAUCGUCGAACAAAAGGUAACAAAACGAAAGAUCAAGAAGAAGCAAGGUGAUCAAGAACAAGUCAUCGAGGUGACAACAGUUGAAGAGGAAGGCAAAGAACCCGAAACCGAAAUAACUGUUGAGGAAGUUCAACCUAUCGAACCAACGAGCGAGGAGCAACCCAAGCCCAAGAAAAAGAAGGUUAUUAAAAAGGUCAAAAAGAAUGAAGAGGAUGAUAUAAUUCAGAAGCUCAUUGAACAGGAAAUUCCCAAAACCGAGUUAGAAGUAUUUGAAAAACCAGAAUUCGGAGAAGUCAAGAAAAAGAAGCCCAAAUCAAAACUGGAACCAAUUCCAAUCGUGAAGAAAGAUCAGAAACCGACCAAACUUCAAAUCACCAAAGUUGAAGAUUCUCCGAUUGCCAUUAAAAUGUCAUUCAAAAAACCAAAACCAAUUGAAAAGAAGGAGCAACCUCUUCCAGAAAUCACCGGCUUCAAGUUAAAGAGUCGUUUAGUUCAAGUCAAUUAUCCACCUGAAGCCACCAAACUGGUAAUCAAAGAAUUGAAUACCGUUAAGAGCAAUGGCGAGCUUUCGCGUAAUGUCGAAGAAGCAUUGGAUACUCUUAAAAAGAAGAAAAUUAAGAAAAUAAAGAUUCCAAAGGUCAGAAAAGACAGUUUGGAACGACCUGAACUCGAAAAAUAUGAAAAAUAUGAGAGCAGUUCCGAUGAAUCCGAAACCAAAGGCAAAUACCAACGAGGAGUUAAAGAAGGAAAGAUUCCGGAAGACGAUCAGAAAACACUUAAACUUGGAAAAGGUAAAUCUAGACCGGCUGAUGCCGAUGAAGAUACUGAUGUUAAAUUGAAACCAGUACCAAAGAAGUCUCAAGUUGCUGAAGAAGAUUUCGUUGAAGCUCCAAAGAAACACAGAUCUGAGAUCAAAGAUCAACCGGAAAGAAAAACAAGUGUUGAAAUUGACGUCAGUAAAGUUCCACCGUUUGAUUUUGAACCAAGAGAAUUUUCUGAAGAAGAAAUACCAGAGGUUGAUAAAGAGCCAGAUGUCAGUGACAAAGAAUCAGCGCCAAAGAAAAAACCAAUUAAAAAGAAGAAAGUCAAGUUAGAGCCUGAAGAAGACAAAAUUAAGAUCAAGAAAGGUGUUCCAAAGGACAAAGAUCAACCUUCAGAAGACGACAUCAACCUACACUAUGACCGCAAACCAUUGCCAGAAGAAAGUGAAGAACAAGUACCGUUGAAGCCGUUCGAAAGACCUUCAACUAAAGGUGAUAAGCUAGAAAUGGAAACACAACCAACUGAAACCACAAAAGAAAUUCCAGAAAAAGAUUAUGUAGAUAGUGACACAGAAAAACAAGAAUACACUGAAACAGGUAGGAAAACAAUAAAGAAAAUAAUAAAGAAACCAAAGAAAGCUACUCCAGCUCCAGAAACAAGCGAGGAAAAAGAAACACCAGCUGAGCUUCUCGUCGAAGAACUCCCUGAGGAAAUUAUUACUAUGCAAGUUCCAACUGAAACGGGUGAAAUCAUCGAACAAAAAAUUACGAAACGUAAGAUUAAGAAGAAGCAAGGCGACAAAGAGCAAGUUAUCGAAGUCAAGACAGUAGAAGAAGAAGGAAAGGAGCCUGAAACAGAAAUAACAGUUGAGGAAAUUCAAACAGUCGAGCCAACCGAAAAGGAAUUAACAUCAGAGGAACAGCCCAAACAAAAGAAGAAGAAGAAGAUCAUUAAAAAGGUCAAGAAAGAUGAUUACGAUGACUAUAUUCAAAAGUUGAUCGAUCAAGAAAUUCCAAAGACGGAACUGGAGGAAUUUGAAAAACCUGAGUUUGAGGAAAUCAAAAAGAAGCCGAAAAAGAAGAAAUCCUUGGUUCCAAAGGAAAGCGAGGAUCAACCAGCUGAACUUGUUAUUGAAGAGCUACCCGAAGAGGUUGUCAAUGUUGAAAUUCCAACCGAAACUGGUGAAAUUAUCGAACAAAAGGUUACGAAGCGAAAGAUCAAGAAGAAGCAAGGUGAUCAAGAGCAAAUCAUUGAGGUAACUACAGUCGAAGAAAAAGGAAAAGAGCCUGAAACUCAAAUAACAGUUGAAGAAAUUCAACCAGUAGAACCGACUGAAGAGAAACCAAUAACAGAGGAAUCGACAACAGAGGAACAACCAAAACCAAAGAAAAAGAAAAAAGUGAUCAAAAAGGUACCGAAAGAUGACUACGAAGAUUAUAUUCAGAAGUUGAUCGAUCAAGAUAUCCCGAAGACCGAAUUAGAGGAAUUCGAGAAGCCUGAGUUUGAGGAGAUCAAAAAGAAACCAAAGAAGAAAAAAUCACUUGUACCAAAGGAAAGCGAGAAACAACCAGCCGAACCUAUUGUUGAAGAGCAAGUAAAGAAGCCCAAGAAGAAAUCUCUUGUUCCUGAAGUUAGCGAAGAACAAGAGACGCCUGCUGAGCUAGUUAUUGAGGAGCUUUCAGAAGAAACAGUAACGGUUCAAAUUCCAACUGAAUCUGGUGAAAUCGUCGAACAAAAAGUAACAACACGUAAGAUCAAGAAAAAGCAAGGUGACAAAGAACAAGUUAUUGAAGUUAAGACAGUCGAAGAGGAAGGCAAAGAACCUGAAACCGAAAUAACAGUUGAAGAAAUUCAACCAGUCGAACCGACUGAAGAAAAACCAACUGAUGAGGAAUCAACACUAGAGGAACAACUAAAACCAAAGGAAAAGAAGAAGAAGGUGAUCAAAAAGUUUAAAAAGGACGAACAAGAUGACUAUAUUCAAAAGUUGAUCGAUCAAGAUAUUCCAAAGGCAGAGCUGGAAGAAUUCGAAAAACCUGAAUUCGAAGAAAUCAAAAAGAAACCAAAGAAGAAGAAGAAGUCACUUGUUCCAAUGGAAAGCGAGGAACAACCAGCUGAACUUUUUGUUGAAGAACUACCUGAAGAGGUUGUAAAAGUUGAAAUUCCAACUGAAACUGGUGAAAUCGUCGAACAAAAGGUUACGAAGCGAAAGAUCAAGAAGAAGCAAGGUGAUCAGGAGCAAGUCAUCGAAGUUAAGACAGUCGAAGAAGAAGGC
This is a messenger RNA of Contarinia nasturtii (swede midge), 3402 nucleotides long. RefSeq names its product titin-like. The record is from RefSeq and is a predicted model, not a curated record. NCBI's taxonomy places the organism in Eukaryota, Metazoa, Arthropoda, Insecta, Diptera, Cecidomyiidae. The transcript has a single exon. The annotation marks the transcript as partial.